AUGUUUUCGGAUUUUGUGCAUGAGAAAACAGGUCCCUACACGAAAAUCCCGCCCACUCUGAUUGCCACGUCACCAUUUUUGUACGGACAAUUGCUCAGCUUGACGAAAUCAUCGAACAUUUUCGCAAAAGCCGGAACCCAGUGCACCGAAUACGUGCUGAAGCUGGAAGGAGGACCGGUGCUCCCGCAUUGUGCAGAAAUGUGGGUCAACAUUCCACGAUUGGAUUUCCAAAAAUGUUUUCCGAACUCAACAUUAACAUUAGACGAAUUGAAAAAGAUGAAUUACGAAAAGAUUCGAUUCGAUUAUCUUGGUGGAUUCUCGGGAAUGCAACUAAACGAGUACAUCCGAUACUGGUUAGACGGGAAUAUGUCAAAACUACGAAGAUUUCAAAUAAAUUUCUGGAAUGAUCAGUGGGCUUAUGACUUAUGGAAUCGUUUACCGCACUCUUCCGAGUGGAAUCCAAAACGCCGAUCAAGAUAUUUCUAG
Messenger RNA from Caenorhabditis elegans, 486 nucleotides. Lineage: Eukaryota; Metazoa; Nematoda; Chromadorea; Rhabditida; Rhabditidae. The record is from the annotation of a RefSeq genome assembly.